UGGCUGUAGUAACUAGUGACGACCAGUAACAUCGGUUCCUACUUUUUUUUUUCUCCAUGACGGGCCUUCGCGGAUCUGCCCACGUAUCUAUACCCCGUGAUCGCCAAAACAACAUAACAAAGUGGGGGAAAGAUGGCGAGCGGAGAGGAGGCUAGACGCCCCUCUGUUUCUUCCUCUUCGGUCCUCGAGGACAUGUUCCCUGCCGGAGGAUCAGAGCAAGUAUGCGGGGAUGGGAACCCUGAGCUCGUGCAACUGCGAGAGCGUCUCCAAGGCUGGCUAUCGCAAUAUGAGCCCUUGUUGUUAUGGUUGCAGAGGUUGCUUGUUUGGGAGAGGCCGCUCUACAGCAUCUUUGUUGCGCUCACGCUCAAUACCUUGUUCUGGUAAUGCUAAAUAAUUAUUAAGAAUCACUCAUGUAAUCAGUUAUUUUGCACUGAAUGGGAAGAUGCACUGUAGCUAAUGUCGUUUUAGCUUGCUAGUAGUAGCUAGCUAGCUAGCUACUUAGCUAGAUUGAAUGACAGCGAUAAUCCCUCGGACGACAGUGACACUAGCUAGGUGGCUAAUUAGCUAUUUAACGCUGGUAGUUUGGUAUGCCAAAGUUGACCCUAGUAUCAAUCAUGCUAAUAACGUUUCGUUAAACACCCUAGAGGUUGCUAGCUUUCAAAUACCUAGUUGACAGCUGUCAACUCUAGCUACCUCUAACAAACCGUUUUGGAGUGUUCAGAUAAAAAUGUGUAGAUAUAGAACAAACAUGUCUCUCCGACAUGUAGACCAAGCAAUCAUGAUGGCUGUAUUCAUGGCAUUUCUAUCUGCAACGUUCGACAACUGAACGUGGUCAAGUUGACAGGCGUUCUGUUGCAUGUGUUGUCGUGAUUCAGGGCAGGGAGCUAAUUGACAGUCUAUUCACUCUUGUGGUUAGCUAGUUACCUAAAGUUAGUAAAUAGCUAGGAGCUUGACUAACAUUGGUUGCAUUUUAAAAUGGCAUGGGUUGUUUUCAUUUGUGUUUUACAGGCUUCUGUCUUCGACGUCCCUCCGUCCUCUCUUCCUCCUGAGUCUUUCCAUUCUAGGGCUCAUGCUGCUGGAGAGAUGGAAGGAUAAGUUACCUCUUACAACUGGUAAGUAAGUUCAUAGUAGGUACAUGCAUUACUCUUGCCACACCCACUCCUGGCCCUGGGGUCAGUCUGAAACAUGAAUGGCUGGUAUAUUUCACGAUUUGAUAAGAUAGUUGAGUGUUGUGGAUUUCAAUUUGGAUUUGAUUUUACAUGUCAUUGUUCAGAUUACUUUGAUUACCAUGCCUACUCUAUGAAAUCUAAAAUGUCUUGUUGAUGUUGUUGGACUCCUGUUUAUUCUCUCCACUACAGUUCAGUAUCCUGAGGCCAACCCAAUGGAAAGGUACACAUCUUGACUCAAUUAAAGGUCCAAUGCAGCCAUUUUUAUCUAAUUAUCAAAUCAUUUCUGGGUAACAAUUAAGUACCUUGAUUGUUUUCAAUUAAAAUUGUCAGAAAGAAACAAAAAUAGCUUCUUAGCAAAGGGCAGUUUCUCAAGCAAGACUUUUGCUAGGACUGUCUGUGAGUGGUCUGAGUAGGGAGGGGAAAAUUGAACAUUAGCUGUUAUUGGCCGAGAGGUUUGGAAUGCUCUUUCUUAUUGGGCUAUUAACUAAUUUACUGCAUGGUGAUGUCACCAUGGAAGGCCAAAACUCCAUCCCACCAAAACAGGCUGAAAUUGCAGGCUGUCUUUUCAAACAGCUCUUACACUAAAAGGGCAUUAUCAUCAUUUUCACAAUUUCACAGUAUUAUUCCAACCUCAUAGUGUGGAAAUGUAUAUAAAACACAGGACAAUCGUGUUUUUGACUGCACUGGGCCUUUAAACACAUCCAAACCCACCCUGCUCCUAUAACCCCUUCAAGCACUUUACUGUUAUAGUGACUAUCAUGUGAUUAUUCAGGCAUUUUUUUCCUACUUGUUUGAUGGUCUGUGCCUGUCAAUAGCACCAGGGCACAUAUUUAUAAAGAGUAGUAGGAGAGCUGAUCUAGGAUAAGGUCUGCCCUGUCCAUAAUAAUCUGAUUCUUUAUUACCUAAAAGGCUAAACUGAAUCCUAGAUCAACACUCGUACUCUGAGACGCUUGAAGCCUUUUAGGUCUGGCUUAGUACUGAUUGUGUUCAUUUGUUCAUCCCACGGUCUCUUUCUCUGACUGCAGAGAGACCAUGAAUGUGCAACCCCGGCUCCUCAGCAUUCCAGAGCUCAGCCACCACCUGGCGGAGAGCUACCUCUACUGCUGCCUCUACAUCCAGGAGAUGCUGCAGUACAAAAGGCAGAACCACAGAAAGGUAUGUUGGGUUUGAUGGUGGCUCUGCGGGUUAGAGCACAUUGCCUCCAACAUCAGGGAUGUUGGUUUGAUUUCCACGUGGGCCACAUAUACUGAUCAUGUCAUUUGUUAUCUUUAGGUCGACGUGUAUUAAAGCAACUGCUAAAUUACCAUAUUGUUAUAUUAUAAAGUGCCUCAAAGUCAUGGUUUAUCAAAAAAUGUAAUCGCUUGAGUUGCAUAGAUUUUUAGUAUAUCUGAAGCAGAGGAGGCUGGCGGGAGGAGCUGUAGAAGGACUAGCUCAUUGUAAUGGCUAGAAUGGAAUUCAUGGAACGGACUCAAACAUGUGGUUUCCAUAUUUUUGAUACCGUUGCAUUAAUCCCAUUCCAGCCAUUACAAUGAGCCCGUCCUCCUAAAGCUCCUCUCACCAACCUCCUCUGAUCUGAAGAGGUAUUUGCUGAUGCUGAAGUAGUUGUCCCUCCCCUACACUAGUUUCAGCCAACUUGCAGGUUUAAUGACACUGCGUCUCUUUUCUCCCUCCAGUUCUGUGCCAUGAUGUGCUCUGGCUGUUCUGUGCUAGCCGUGGUGGGACACUACGUACCAGGAAUCAUGAUAUCCUAUAUCAUCGGUGAGCUGCCUUGCUUUUUCAAUCCCUUUUUCCUUGAUUUUCACAAAGGCAACCAACCAACCAGUAUGCCAAAGGGUGUGGUUGUCUGUAAGAAAUGCAGUGCUACUGCAUAACAAUUGUCAACCAAAGUUAUUGCCAAUAACUUCUAAAUGCAACCUUCAUACCACCAUUCAUAGUGUUGCCAUUCCCCAACCUAGAAAUGUAUUGUGAUUUGGCAAUGUGUGACACUCAGUAUUCCAGGGUCGUAGUCAAUAGGGCACACAGUAGCCAAACAUUUUGCAAUGGGAACCGCUUACGCCAAGUUGUAGCAUUUAGAGUAAAUGGUUUCUGUUGCAAAAUGUUUUGCUACAGUGUUCACUAAUUAAUAUGACCCUGAGGUAUAUCCCUCCUCAAUGGCAUAUAUGUGUUGUUUGUUUCUAUGACUGCUUUCUCUGGUUAAACUAAAGAUUGUGUGUGUUCCAAAUGGCACCCCAUUCCCUAUAUAGUGCACUAUUUUUUUAAACAGAACUCUAUGGGCCCUGGUCAAAAGUAGUGCACUAUGUAGGCAAGAGGGUGCCAUUUGGGACGCAGAGCUUGUCGUGGUGCGUCAAAAGCCAUUUAAGUGCCAUGUUGGGGUUGUUUUUUUGUCCUGUGCCCAGCGCUGAGUGUGUUGGUGUGGCCACUGGUGGUGUACCAUGAGCUGAUCCAGCGGAUGUACACAGGCCUGGAGCCCAUCCUGAUGAAACUGGACUACAGCAUGAAGGGAGACACGCAGCACCGCAAGCACGAUAAGAGGAGUGAGUUUACACUGUGUGUGUGUGCGCAUUGUCUGUUAGUGUGGGUUUGAUGGUGUGUAGGUGUGUGUGUUUGAUGGUGUGUGUGUGUGCCUUGCCAUCAUUCACGUCACGUCACCAGGUCCACUCUCUCUAGCUGUGAACACUGAACGUCAGGGUUGCCUGGGAAAUCGUUCUCCUCCCGGUUUGUGGUACUGGGUUUGUGGUACUGGUGUGGCAGCUGGAGCUAAUUUAUUUUCAGACAUUUAAAUGAAUGGCUUGUUGUGUGCCUCUUGUUAAACUCGGGGUGUCCGCGGAUCCUAAAAGGCCUUAAUAAGUCUUAAAAUGUCUUAAAUUGCGCUUUCAAAGGUCUUAAAAAAUGCAACAGAGAUGACUACAGUGUUUCCGUUAUAUUGUGCAGCUGCUUAAUUGUUGCCACCGCGGAAAAACAAACAAAAUUGAACGUCAAAUAAUACUCUAGGCGCACUUUCAAGAUCUAUUCACAUGUAUUUCGUAUUUAUUAUGGGUCGGAGGGACAACGGUCCCUCCCACUCCCCUCUUUGCACAUGGAGUGAAGGGAGUUAUGCAUUCUGAUAAGCGCAAGCAUACUGACAGUUGAGCAACAUUUUGAAAUAUAAUUACGGGAAAGACAGUUUUUCAAACAACUACUGUUACUCUUGUUGAAAAAUAAGUCUCUCAGUUGUAUUUGAGUAACAACUAUUUCUCAACUGUCAAUAUUGAGGAAAAAACAUCCCUUUACAAACGCAGUAUGUAAUUGAGAUGAUUCGCCAACGGAGUGGAGCGCACCAUUUGCGGUCAAUACAUCAAGUAGCCUAUAUAGGCUACCAAUGGAAGGUUUUUGUAGGACAUUACAUUUACUGUUAGAUCAAUUGCAUGGCUAAAUAAACAAUAUCAUAUUUAGAUUUAGCAAUCUAGCUAAUGUGUUUUGAGUUCCCUCUUCCUUCGUUGGUAAAUUCUGUAGCAUAGGCUAUAGCCUUGGCCAAUAUGCACACAAAAUAUACAGGCAAAUUAAUCUCUAAAGAGCCAAAAAUAUAUCUAAUUAUUCUGGAUCCUAUUUUGACAUGUUGCACAUCAAAAUAUCCAUCAUGCACUCCCUGAAAAUGUUAGAUGAAAUGGCAAACUUAUUUACUUGGCACUGGAAAAAGUCAGUCUAGAGCUCUCUCACUUAGCUACCUUGCUUCGAAGUAUAGCUAUUUGAUACCUGAUUCACUGAAUGAGGGAAUUAUUUUAUUAGACUUUUUGGUUGUAGGCUAAUGUUCUAAUGUUAUAGCAUACCUCCAGAAGAGCUACUGUGUGUGUGUAGACUUUUGUUCCAGCCCCACUCCUUUGGUGAAAUACUUUUUGCUAACAUGGGCUCAUUUCUUGAGAAGAAUAUUAGCAGGUGUGGUGCACGCAGACCUCAAAAUGUGUAUUAAAUUGUACGCCAAGUGGCAUUAAAAUUCAACUUCUUGGAUCCUGCAGUUACCUAAACUGUGUGCGUGUGUUGCAGAGGUGAAGAAGGAGGUGGAGGAAGGGGAUGAGCCCAGGGCUGAGACGGAGAGCGAGAGCGAGGAGGAGCUGUCCUGCUUUGCCCCGCUGGUAAUACCACAUCGUCUGCCAUCUUUCACCAGGGCACUAGGAUUGUGUGUGUGUGGACAUAUGUACCUAUACAUGUGGGGACCAGAUUUUUGGGGGGACCAACUGGGGACAUUUUGUCGGCCCCCACAAGGGAAAAAGGCUAUUUCUAGGGGGUUAAAGUUAGAAUUAGGUUUAGGUGCAAUGUUCCCUCUAAUUUUUUGGGGGUCACUGAGCAAAUGUAAGAUCUGCUGAGCGCAAACUUGAACGUUGUGAAAAUUCUGUGCAACUUCCAGUGCCUUACUGUGAACAGUGAGGCUGUACCCGCUUUAAGUUAGUUUUAACAGUGGUCAAGUAGGCUACUGUGGCUAUUUGAUCAUAAUGUAGUCCUACUCGAGUGGCCUACCAUCAAAAACAAUGGAGAAAAUGCAUCCCAAAACAUUUUAACAUGGAAAUAGAUGUUCUAUCGUUCAGCCUACAGUAGCAGCCAAUGUGUGGUGUUCAAUGUAGGCCUACAUUCCAUGAGAUUUAUGGAAAAAAAACAUGCAGGGCUUGACAUUAACCUUUAUCCACUCAGACAAGGAAGUGACUGAAAAAUGUUGUUUGAUGCAAUAAACCACUUUACAAGAUAUGCAUUAUUAUUCCCAUACCAUUAUUACAGAGGAUCAGACAAAUUAUGCUACCCUCUGCCUAUUGGCUUCUUAGCUUAUUCAAGCCUGCCUCAAAAUACAACACUGCCCCUUUAAGACAAAAUAAAGCUCUUUACCUGACUUGCUUUUCAAAGAUGUCUAGAAAUGUGCAUGUUUUGUGCUCUUUUAGGAAGCAAUCACUCUCCUAUUGCUGACUACAAAUGAUCUAUAACUGGGCUAAUAACUCACUAACUAGAAAAGGAUAUGAACAAAAUGUGCACACGUGGCUACAUGCAGCUCUCGCUUUGAUCUCACGACCGCUUAUGCUGUAAAUACAGUUCAGUUCAAAGUAAAUAGCACAAAUCCAUAUAUGGCAAUGGUCUAUUUGCAUAUAGGCUUACUGCAGCUCUGAUUGGUUAUGCUGCACCGGUCUGUGUAGAGUACGGACUGAGUCGAGCGUGUCAAUGCAAUAGAAUCCUACUUUGAUGAGUUCUGCACAGCAGUCCUGGGGGAGCUGCGCAGGAUUUUCUGGGCUACUGCGCCCCGUGCACAGCUUAGAAGGAACAUUGGUUAGGGAAAAUAGGAUUUUGAAUAGGAUCAAUUGUGUCCCCCCACAAGGUUAGUUAAACAAGACUGUGUGGUCAGUGGUCAUUAGGCCAUUGGGGUAGCAGUGGUAUGCUAGAGUGGGAGAUGAGAAGUGAUGGGAUUAACCGCAGUCCUCGUGACCCUGGAGGGUUGUGCACUAAUGUAGUGUCGUACAAGAGAGAUGGCUGGGGGAAAGAUCCAGCGACCAUAUUCCUUGGGCUAGUCAAUUAAUAAAUUUGCUGAUUUCAAUUGUUUGUCUGAUUCAGAAUUACACUAGUGUUGCAUCCCAAUAAUCUUUCCUUUCUCCCGAAGUGUGCACAUGUUCACUUCCCCUUAUGGGUUUGAAAGGAAAUUAAUGGUAAUGGAAACUCCCUCUAGCCCAUGCCUAUAAAUCCAAUGCUUAUGUCUGGAAUAGAACAAGCGCACACUUCAGGAGGAAUGAGAGAUUAUUCUGACUCAACCAAGAUAUUCCCCUCAAUGAAAGGCUAAAUAUUUUGUUUUAGUUUUUUACAGAAUGUGGUUCAAUUAAUAUUUGAAUGUUGACAUUUCCUCACAAUUGAGAGGAUAAGACAAUAUUAUGGCUUGACUUUGUAAUAACCUUAAUUGGGCUCUAGUAUAGGUUCUGUUGAGAGCCUUUCACUAAAGAACAAUGAUAAUGUAAUUGAAUUGUGCUAUGUCAUUGGUCAGGUGGAUGCAAAGACCACAGCCCUGGCAAUGGCCAUCACCGACUCGGAGCUGUCUGACGAGGAAGCAUCCAUUUUGGAGAGUGGAGGGUUCUCCGUAUCCAGAGCUACCACCCCACAGCUCACAGACGUCUCUGAAGGUAGUUACCCAAGCACAACAGGCCCUGCCUCCCAAGUAUCUGUCCUGCGCCACUUGUUCACGUCCAUUGAUGGAUUUAAAAGAAAAGGAAUGGGGUGUAUUCAUUAGUGCAAACCAUAGCAAAAUGUUUUGCACCAUUAAGAAAAGGCGCACCGGUAGCCUACACACGUUAGCUUGUUGUUAUUGUCGGUCAAUCAAAGCGGCACCACCGUUAGAGGCUCCAUGUGUAGCAAGUGAAGUAGGAGAUUUCUAAUUAAUGCUAAAUGGAAUUAGGCUAUAAUGAUCAACAACGGGUAGGCUGUUUCAUAUGAAUGGAGUUGUUGUAGACAAGGAUGCAUCAAUUAGCCUUGCUACUUUAGUUAGCUAGCUGGCUAACUUAGCUGGCUACUGUAGCUAGCUAGCUUUUUUACAAAGAUUUGAUGCAUUCAAGACUGGCACUAGCAGAUGGUAUGAUAGAUAACCUAUGGUAGCAACAAGUUUGUCUAACUAGCGCGAGUUGGUUUGGCAACUUUCUCUCUCUCUCCCUCCGUGUCACACAUACCGGCCCCUGCUCCCCUCUCCCCCACCCUUCCAAGCAGAGCACAGCACACAAGCUCUCUCUCGAGUUACACGAGCAAGUCUCCAUUGAAGUUGAAAAAACAAUCUUUCAAACAUUGUAUUUUGACUAUCCGAAAGAAAUAUAUUAUUCUAAUAGUGAAAUAAUUUCAAAUGCCCAUCCCUAGCAUAUAACCCAAUGUGAGACAUACCUCUUACAUCAAUCUGAUGCUUUUACAUGUGUGCGGAGGAGAAAGGACAGAAUUGGACUGCAGGGAUUUCUAUAAUUGAGCAGCAUGUGUUCCACAGUCCAAAUCAUGUGAAUCAAAUAUUGGCACUAGCAAAUUUUGAUUUGUCAUUAUUUUGAUGUGCUGUUGACUCCUUCCUCAUUCACUAUAUAUUAGAAUUACAUUUUCUCUGCAUAUUAAACUGAGACUCAGCGACAUGGCGUUGCCACAAGCAGCAGGAUGAACUGCAGAUAUUGUAGAUCUUCACUCGCAAAAAAGAUCUGGCCAUGUGCAGGUGAGCUUCACGCUGCUGCAAUGUGACAGCUGCUGGACCAAAACGGCAGAGAAGUUCAGCCUUGCGAUUCACACUUUUAGAAGGCAACCCAAUAUUGCGAUUUACUUCAUGCAUCGCUGACUACCUUUAACCCCAUCCUCUUCCUCUCCUGUGACUGUUUAGACCUGGACCAGCAGAGUGUGCACAGUGACCCAGAGGAGGCCUUCCUAAGGGACCUGCCUGAAUUCCCCUCAGUUGACGAGUUCCCCUCCAUCGAGCACAGCCUCCUCCACUUCCCGUUACGGGGCCCCAGUCAGGGCCAAGGGCACGGGGCUGCGGCUGGGGGAGGAGAGCCCUCGAAGGGGGAGCCCAUGAGCCCGGCCAGCCUCCUCAUCCAGCACCUGGCCUCCCCGCUCCACUUUGUCAACACACACUUCAACGGACAUAGACGGCCGCCAGGUGGGGACCAGGGACCACUGCUGGGGGCUGGGAGAGUGGAGGAGGUGGUGGAUGGGGGGGAAAGGGAGUCCCAGGCCCCGAGGCAGUCACUGGAAGCCCUGAGUGAGGAGAUCGUGAACACGGCAAUCUCCACCGUGGUGCAGAACACUCUGUCGGCCCUGCUGCGCUCCACUGAGGCCAGCAAGGGCCCCUCCAUUGCAGAUUUCCUGCCCACCGACACGCCCCCCAGCGCCCUGGAAAGCCCCCCCGCCCCUGUCGCCGAGGCAGAAAAGGACCAGGAUGCGGUCACUGCGGAGACCGAGGAGAGGAGUGCCGAGGAGAUGCCGGACGACACGUUUGUACCGACCGAGGAAGAGGACUUUGAGAUUUUGGACCAAAGUGAACUGGAGCAGAUGGACGAGGACCUGCUGGGUCUUCUCAGUCCUGAUGGACAGGGGGUAGUGGGAGUGGCCUCUCCCACAGACACACACCCAUCUCCAACGCACCAACCGGAGUCCUUCUAGCAUCCUCAUCACCGCUCAUUCCCAACUGUUUUGUUUUAUGUAGAUAUACAUUAUACAGAUAUAUACAGUACCAGUCAAAAGUUUGGACACGCCUACUCAUUCAAGGGGUUUUCUUUAUUUGUACU
Coregonus sp. 'balchen' is the source of this 9412-nucleotide messenger RNA. NCBI's taxonomy places the organism in Eukaryota, Metazoa, Chordata, Actinopteri, Salmoniformes, Salmonidae. The record is from the annotation of a GenBank genome assembly.